AUCCCAGCAAGUUUGCACAAGUUGCGAGUGCGAGUUGCGAGCUGCGAGCUGCUUGCUGACACCCUUCUUCUCCCCAGAGGCAAUUUUGCCAGUCAGUGGGAAGCGCGACGGUAUGUGUCGCAGUCCACUCCAACGUCGGUUUACUCAAGAAGACGUAACUGAGCGUCAAAUCUGUGCGCAAUUGUAGGGCGACGAUGUCAUAUUCCUGCCUUCGAUAGUCGAGGCUGCCGUCGCGUCUCCCGCCGCCGCCGCCGAAUGCGCCCGCCUGAUCCGCAAGUACAUGACGCGCGACUACUGGACGAAGCCGCAAUGUCAGUACAACGCCAUCAUGUUGAUCCGCAUCCUGACGGACAAUCCUGGGCCGGGAUUUACGCGGAAUCUUGACAAGAAGUUUGUCGACACCACCAAGGAGCUGCUUAGGUCAGGGCGCGAUGCAAGCGUGCGCCAAAUACUAAUGGAAACGCUGGACGCAUUCGAGAACACAAAGAGCCAAGACGAAGGGCUCAAGUUGAUGAUAGAAAUGUGGAAGAAGGAGAAAGAAAAGGCCUACAAGGCCUAUGGGGGAAUAGUUCCCGUGGCACCAGUUGCCGGGACGUGGCCGGCGCCAGCCUUCCAUCCUAACCAAUUCCAACAAUUCCAAGCUCCUAUUCCUCACCGAGGGACUAGAGGGACUACUCAGAGCAGCAGACGCCUCCCCGACCCGGUCGAGCUGGCCAACCGGUUGGAAGAAGCUCGCACCUCCGCCAAGCUUCUCGAGCAGGUCCUGGCGUCCACCCCUCCCUCAGAAGUCCUUUCCAACGAGCUAGUCAAGGAAUUCUCCGACAGGUGUUCGAGCGCGUCACGUAGCAUCCAAGGCUACAUGACAGCCGAAAACCCCUCUCCCGACAACGACACGAUGGAGAGCCUCAUCGACACCAACGAGCAGCUCCAGCAGGCCCUGAACCAUCACCACAGAGCCGUCCUGCAGGCCAGGAAGCAACUGGGCAUGACGAGCGACAGCAGGUCGAGCAGCUCCAACCACAGGACCUCCCAGCAACGCCAGCCAACACAACCUUCCCUGAACCGGCCCGUACCCCCUAUCCCGAGCAGCGAGCAGGCUGGCUUUCGCCAAGGGACUAGCAGCAGCAACGGCAACGGGAAAGGCAAAGCCGCCCUCGACCCGUACCACAGCAGCAGUGGGCCCGCCGCCGCCAUUGCGGGCCCAUCCCGCUCAGCGAGUGCGACGCCGCAUCGCGACCACGACCGGGCGGGCCGCGAUACCGACGACGACGACGACGACAACCAGGACCCUUUCAGGGAUCCGCCCAACGUCUCUUCAUCAUCCAGGGGCGCAGGUGGUGACGACGACGGCCCACCGCGGCUGUCAUUCGAGCCGUACCAUCCCGGCUUCACGGGCGCGUCGUCGUCCACAGCGCAACCUAGAGCCGAGCCCGUAACGCCCGUCUCGGACGACGGCGAAUCGGAUAGGUAUGCGGCCACGCCGAAGAGGGCGGACGGCGGCUCUGGGCAGGGGCAUGUGUAUCGGUAUUAGGGGAUCAUGGGGGUAUUUUUGUUUCUUGGUUGUUCUGCGGUUGCCUGUUUACAUGGCCCGUUGGUCAUAUCAGGUUUUCUUGGAAGCGGUUGGACCUGAGGAAUUUACCCAUCCUCUUCUUGGGCUUCUCAUUAUUUUCCUCCUCUCGAAGCUAGCCCCUACCCUC
Molecule: messenger RNA, 1697 nt
Organism: Canariomyces notabilis
Lineage: Eukaryota; Fungi; Ascomycota; Sordariomycetes; Sordariales; Chaetomiaceae
Product: GAT-like domain-containing protein
Exons: 2
Coding region: 281-1531 (416 amino acids)
Biological process (GO): actin filament organization; actin cortical patch localization; endocytosis
Cellular component (GO): actin cortical patch
Molecular function (GO): phosphatidylinositol binding; ubiquitin binding
Source: RefSeq, a predicted model, not a curated record